Molecule: messenger RNA, 876 nt
Organism: Gracilinanus agilis (Agile Gracile Mouse Opossum)
Lineage: Eukaryota; Metazoa; Chordata; Mammalia; Didelphimorphia; Didelphidae
Product: transmembrane protein 121-like
Exons: 1
Coding region: 1-876 (291 amino acids)
Source: RefSeq, a predicted model, not a curated record
AUGGUAUCCCCAUGCCCUACAUGGCUGGUGGUGGCCCUCAUCUCAGGGAGUAUGCUGCUGGCCGAUGGCUAUCUCAUGGGUCAGAGUCCAGGAGGUUGGUGGCUGGGCCUGGGGCUGCUGCUCUCUGCGGGCAACGUCUGCCUGCUCUUGGUACUUCGCCCUGUAGUGGCUGGUGCUGGUGCGGAAGCCCAUACCACACGGCGGGGAUGCACCAUGUUGCUCUGGUUUCUCUACAUCUUUGUGUUGGAGAUGAAGGUCUACUUCAUUUACCGGAGCUGCCGGGCUGAGGGGCACUGCCCUGGCCCGCCUGCCCGCCAGGCCUUCACCCUGGUGCUAGCACUCAGUGUGCCUGGACUCUUUGCUCUGUUGGGGUCUCCAAAGGCCCCAGAGAUUUUGUCAUCCUUCCAAUGGCGUGAAGAACUCAGGAGUCACCUGCUCUGGGUGGUGGCAGAUUUGCUGGAUAUUUUAGAUGUGCAGGCAGGGCUGUGGGAGCCACCUCAAAGGGCACUGCCCUUCUGGGCAGAGGGUGUCACAUUCUUCUAUUGCUAUGCUCUGCUGCUCUUGCUACCAUGUGCUGCCCUGGGCGAGCUCAGCCUACAAGGCCUCCAGCCUCUGCCGCACCGCAUGGUACUCUACCCCCUCCUCAGCCUGCUCACGGUCAAUCUGGCCACCAGCCUCAUCAGGGCCACGCAUCUCCUGCUCUUCCGUGACACCUAUGUCUCCAGCAUCUUUCUAGGAAAGAACUUGCUGGCCUUGGUUCUCAAGCUCUGCAUGUUCCUGCAGUACCGAAAACAGUGGCUGUCUGGCUCAUCAUCACCCCGGACUCCCACUCAACCUGGCCGUAUCACACCGACUCAGGCUAUGAGGCCUACCUGA